AUGGCUAGCGACAGUGACGGUACGGUAGUCCACUAUGGAGCGGUGGAGCUGAAUGAUCAGCUGUUGCGAGACUGGGGUGGAACACCCCUCGCACCUACCAGUCCAACCCAACCACUAACUAAUCCCCUCCACGGAGGCGGUGUCCCUUCCCCUCACGCGCCUGGCCGAGGAGCGCGCCAAGCGGCAGUCGGUCGAACUGUUUUCAGCAAGUUACAGAUCAAAGUUACUACAGACCUGAUCCACCAGAUAGCAGCAGGAUUACCCGGAGCUCUAGAGUCGGUACUGCUGGCAAUCAAGAAUAAAGUAGACUACCAGCAAAGGCAGAAGGGCGAAACUGAUUCUGGACAGACUAAAACUGCCUGGGGUGACUUUGGAGAUGGUUCUGGACUAAAUGAUCAUGAAGAUAUGUUUCUUGAGAUUAAAAAACUAAAAAAUGAAGUUCAAUUGAAAAAUGAAACAAUAUCUGUACUGAACCAAAAGGUUGUCCAUCUUGAGGCAUUGUUGGAAAUAAAGGACAAACGGCUACGAGAGCUGACUGCCAAUGUAGAUCGGAUGAAAGCCAGACAAGAUGAUUCAAAAGAGAGUUUUCAUUCAAUAUCUGCUUAGUAUCUGAAAUAUUCGGUAUCAUCAACAUUUGAACAAUAACUCUAAAUACUCCUUGUGUUGCCAAACCUAAUUAUGUGAUUCACUAUUAGAAUUACUUCAAAACACUUCAAAAUUAUAUUGUUGUUAAAUUGUUUUCUAUUUUU
Messenger RNA from Macrosteles quadrilineatus (aster leafhopper), 749 nucleotides. RefSeq lists its product as uncharacterized. The transcript is spliced from 5 exons. Lineage: Eukaryota; Metazoa; Arthropoda; Insecta; Hemiptera; Cicadellidae. The record is from RefSeq and is a predicted model, not a curated record. Bases 1 to 606 code for a protein of 201 amino acids.